Molecule: messenger RNA, 1709 nt
Organism: Pseudocercospora fijiensis CIRAD86
Lineage: Eukaryota; Fungi; Ascomycota; Dothideomycetes; Mycosphaerellales; Mycosphaerellaceae
Exons: 3
Coding region: 274-1548 (424 amino acids)
Biological process (GO): endocytosis; plasma membrane tubulation; actin cortical patch localization
Cellular component (GO): medial cortex; mating projection tip; Rvs161p-Rvs167p complex
Molecular function (GO): protein binding; lipid binding
Source: RefSeq, a predicted model, not a curated record
CCACAUGCACCGCCGUCGCCGUCGCAUCUGAAGCAAUCGCAACCCGCAAACGGACCGACACAUCGUACAGCACUGCGCCGAGCUAACCGCCCAAGAUCGCUGCUAAGCCUCCGCACUCACGUCGUCACUUGCGCUGCGCUGAAUUCCACCACGCUGCCAACGUCCUUUCUCGACUUCGCUGCUGCUGCUCUGCUGCCUGUCGCAUACCUCCUACGCAUUGACGACUCACUUCUACCCCAUAGCACAGCAUAGCAUAGCAGCACCACCGCCAACAUGAGCUGGAAAGGCUUUGUGAAGGGCGCUCAGCGGACGCCUCAAACCUUCAAACAGCGCUUUAACAUGGGCGAUAUCACCAAGGAUGCCAUAUACAUUGACGCAGAACGCCGAUUUGCAGAUCUGGAAAAGGAAACCAAGAAACUGCACGAGGAGAGCAAGAAAUAUUUCGAUUCGAUCAAUGGCAUGCUCGACCACCAGAUCGAGUUCUCGAAAGCAUGCAAGGAGAUCUACCAGCCUAUAUCUGGACGAGCGAGUGACCCCGAUUCAUAUGUGAUAGACGGCAACCCCGAGGGCAUUCGAGCCUGCGAAGAAUACGAGCUUAUCGUGCAGGAAUUGAAAGCAAGCCUGCAGCCGGAGCUGGAGAUGAUUGAGACAAGAGUUGUAAAGCCUGCCGACGAGCUGAUGGAGAUCAUCAAAGUCGUGCGAAAGACGACUCAGAAGCGCGAUCACAAGCAGCUCGAUUAUGAUCGACAUAAGAAUAAUCUGAAGAAGCUACAAGAGAAGAAGGAUAAGUCUUUGAAGGACGAGAAAGCGCUCUACAAAGCCGAAAACGACGUCGAAAUGGCCACACAGGAGUACGAGUACUUCAACAGCUUGCUCAAAGAGGAUCUCCCGCAGCUCUUCAGACUGGAGCGCGAAUUUAUCGCACCACUUUUCCAGAGCUUUUACUACAUGCAACUCAAUGUCUUCUAUACUCUGCACGAGAAGAUGCAAAACAUCGACAUCGGCUACUUCAACCUAACGCUCAACAUCGAAGAAGCAUUCGAAGCGAAACGCGGAGACGUCCAGCAACAAGCCGAAGCAUUGACAAUAGUCAAAUUCAAGACUACGGGAGGCCUCAAGAAGCCAGCACUGAAAUAUCCGAACCGCCUCGCAAUCGAAAACGGCCGAACAAGUAGUACAAGCUCAGAACAACGGCGACUUACGAUGGGAGAUGCAUCGGCUUACGACAAUCCACCUCCGGCGUACAACGAAAAGACGACCGAUAUUGGUCGGUCAAACACAACUGGCGGCAUGGCGGCUGCAGCGAAAUCGAAACCCGCUCCACCUCCACCUAAGCCAAAGCCUGGUCGUCUCAGCGGUAUGCCUGCUGUCGAGUAUGUGACUGCACUUUACGACUACGAAGCACAAGCGGAAGGAGAUCUCUCGUUUUGGACAGGCGAUCAGAUUGAGAUCGUGAGUAAAACAGAUAACCAGAACGAAUGGUGGCGAGGCAAGGCUCAUGGGAAGGAGGGACAGUUUCCUGGCAAUUACGUGCAAUUGAACUCAUAGCGUGGGUCAAUGAAGCAUCUAGGAUACCUGUGAACAGCAUUUCACGUACCGAUGUCCAGCAUUUUUUUUUGACCACCCUGUUGAUACCUCGACGAGGCUCACCGAGCAUUAAUGUAUAUACGCGCGAAGUCGGAAAUGAAAGGAACAGAUGCACAAAACCC